This is a messenger RNA of Zea mays, 1807 nucleotides long. RefSeq lists its product as uncharacterized. The coding region runs from base 45 to 1586 and encodes 513 amino acids. Gene Ontology annotation, cellular component: nucleus. The record is from RefSeq and is marked validated. The transcript has a single exon. Gene Ontology annotation, biological process: regulation of DNA-templated transcription. NCBI's taxonomy places the organism in Eukaryota, Viridiplantae, Streptophyta, Magnoliopsida, Poales, Poaceae.
GAAAAAAUCGCAAAUCCCUUCCCUCCACCAUCGAUCGGGCUUCCAUGGCCGCCAAGCGCCGCGCCCGGCAGCCAAGAACCGAAGAUUCCAAGGAGUUGGGCCUCAAUGGGGGCAACGAAGGUUCCGACGAGGAGGAGGAGGAGAGCAGCAAGUCCGACGCGCUGAAGCGAGCCGAGCAACCCUCGCCGCCGUCGCCGGAGGAUGCUGAGGCCGAGAGAUCCGGCGAGGCCUCUCCGCAGAGGAGCAAGCCGCGCGGUUGGGUUGCUAUGAAGACCAAGACGACGACCUCCAAGCGGGUCAAGAAACCCUCUCCGGCGUCGGAGAAGGAAUAUGAGGCGGGGGACUCGGGUGAUUUGUCACCGGCGAGCGACCCGCUACCCGACAACAUCGUUGACGCCGGCGACAACAAGAUGCCCGCGACGCUGAAGCCGGGCAAGAAGAGCUCCCCGACGCCGCAGCAGGAGGAAGAGCGCCCGGAGAAGCGUGCUGCGGGAUCUGAUGGCGAGACCGUGGCCACGUCGUCCCCGCAGCGCAAGAAGAAAAGUAAGAGGUCCGUCGAUAAGGACAGGCGCAAAAAGAACAGGAAUCAGAUUAGAAAGGCGUUGACCCAAGAAGACGAGGACCAUGACACGGUGAUGGCAGAGCAAGAGCAGAGCAACACCUCACUGCCACAGGACGAGCACGCCGCCCGUGAAGAGGAGCAAGAGGAGAAGAUGGCACAGCAAGAGCAUGCCGGUGACACUUCACACCCGCAUGACAAGGACAUGCGCAGCGCCCAUGGAGAGGAGCAGCAGGAUGCAAAUCAAGAGCAUGCGGAUGACACCUCACCCGCAGAAGACAAUCACAGUGUGGAUGAAGAGGAGCAGCAAGUGGAGCCGAUCCCACAGCAAGAGCAACCUAAUGACACCUCACCCCCACAAGAGAAGAACCGAGCCCAGGAGGAUGAGGAGACAGGAGCUCAAGUGAAUGGCAAAGCCUUGGAGGGGAGGAAUGCUCCAUCAACCAAGUUGCGCAGUUUUGAGUCAGAGAAAAAGCCAGCGGUCGAGCGAUCAUGGUCCUACGAUGACGAGCUCAAGAUCCUCAAUGCCUUGGUUGAGCACGCCCAGUCCCAUAACGGUUCUUUGCCAGACUCGUCGCAUGUUUUGGCCAAUCUCACCUUUGACAAAAUUGAUGCCAAUGAGGACAAGCUCACUGACAAGAUCCGCAAGCUUAGGACACGGUACCGCAGGUGGCUUUUACAAGGCUACACAUCUUCUGUUUCUGGUAGUCAGUUGUUUAAGCUGUCUGAAAUUCUCUGGGGCCAAGCUGAUGAAGAUGAACAGGUUGAGCCAACAUCUAGGGACUUCAGUGUAGUAUCAAAACUGUAUCCUCACCUGGCCAAAGAAGUCAAAGCAUAUGCCGAAACGCACAGCUCGGGUGACUUAAUCAUGGGAAUGGUCAUGACCAUAUGUGAUAAGAAGGCCCGCGAUCUUGACGCUAAGUGCAAGAAGCAACAGAUUGAAACAUUCAAGCUGGAGUUGGGCCAAGCAAACCUAACCAACGAAUUGCUCUCUGCACUUUCAAGUCAGACCCAUGUGAAAUUCUAGUAAAGGUCUCUGCUAUCUUUUGUUUUAGUGUAAUGAGUAGACGUGCUGUCAUUAGGUUAAUGUGGGACCAAGAACCUUCUUUUGGGGUACUGGAAAACUCUUAUCUGUUAACUAGUUAGUUGCUUAGCUUUGAUGUCUGUUUCUGCAUAUGGAAGUAGCUGUUACAGCUCGAUGGUGGAAAACAGUACUUUAACAUUUAAGUAUCAUGAGCUUAGUGAUCU